Molecule: messenger RNA, 1099 nt
Organism: Apis florea (little honeybee)
Lineage: Eukaryota; Metazoa; Arthropoda; Insecta; Hymenoptera; Apidae
Product: phospholipase A1
Biological process (GO): lipid catabolic process
Molecular function (GO): serine hydrolase activity; lipase activity
Source: RefSeq, a predicted model, not a curated record
AGAGGCAGCUACGGAUUUGGAUUAUAGUGCGGAGAAAAUAGAAGCAAGCAUGGUCGCCAACGCAUCGUUAGCGCUAAUUGUUCCUUCGUUGCUACAAGCUUUGACAACUAUCAAUUAUACGGUGUUCCCGGAUGAAGAUGGUGUUCCACAUCUAAUACACCUCGAUAGCACCCCAUUGUCGUUCGAGGAACUUCAUCUUUUGGAUGCCGAUUUGAACACGAUUACUUUCACGCUUUUCACACGAAAUAACCGUAUCGGCGAACGCUUGGUACUAAAUGACGUGAAUUCGAUUAAAAGCAGUCAUUUAAACUUGAAAAAAAACACGAUCAUAGUCACUCAUGGUUGGAAUAGUCGUGGUACUUCAAAAUCUUGCAUACUUGUGCGCGAUGCUUUUCUUGAAGUUUGGGACAGCAACGUCAUUAUCGUAGAUUGGAGCACAAUAGCACGUUACAUUUAUUCUUCCGCGGCAAACAGUGUGCCUAAUGUGGCUUAUUACAUAGCUUCUUUUGUGAAUUUCUUACACACAAAUUUCAAUUUACAAACGUCUAAAUUGAAAAUAAUCGGACAUUCUCUUGGAGCGCAUGUCGUGAGUUUGGCUGCGAAGAGCAUAUCAGCAGAUAGCAAAGUGGCAGAAGUUAUAGCCCUCGAUCCUGCGAAACCAUUGUUCGAUAACAAAGAUGCUAAUGGCAGAGUGGAUAAAUCACAUGCAUCCAACGUUCAAGUGAUUCACACGUGUUCUGGAUUAUUGGGUUUAGACAAAUCAGUUGGCACUUCUGAUUUCUAUGCUAAUGAUGGAAGAAAACAACCGGGAUGCAGUACCGACUUAUUUGGAGCUUGCGCACAUGGACGCAGUUACGAAUAUUACAGCGAAUCUAUUACGAAUCCAAAAGGUUUUCCUGGUAUAUCAUUUUUUGAUUUGACAACGGCAUAUAUGGGUGGCAAUGUUCUCGAUCGAAACGCUAAAGGAGACUACAAUUUCAAAACUGGAAGUAAACCACCUUAUGCGCUCGGGUAAAAAUAUUUUUUACUUUUUUAUGUAUUUUAUAUAUGUGUUAAAAUUUUUCCCUUUAAUUCAUUAAAAAUUUUUACAAAAUAACUA